Acanthopagrus latus (yellowfin seabream) is the source of this 11178-nucleotide messenger RNA. RefSeq names its product neurobeachin-like 1 (gene nbeal1). Gene Ontology annotation, biological process: intracellular protein localization. The record is from RefSeq and is a predicted model, not a curated record. NCBI's taxonomy places the organism in Eukaryota, Metazoa, Chordata, Actinopteri, Spariformes, Sparidae. The transcript is spliced from 55 exons. Gene Ontology annotation, molecular function: protein kinase binding. Gene Ontology annotation, cellular component: membrane; cytosol. Bases 423 to 8681 code for a protein of 2752 amino acids.
CCGGAAGUUGCCAUCGGUCGCAUGCGCGCGGUGUCUUUGUCGGCGGCUUGACGCAUUUCCAACAACUCUGGAGAGACGGCGUCAGUGACAGUUGCUUUUUCCCUACACAGCGCCGCCGGGAGAAGAGCUUGAAGAAGUGGAGGCACAGGCCCGGCUGCACGGAGACCUCUCUCUGGGACCGCUCGGCUCUCCUCUCCCCCCCGCCAUGGAAUAAUUUUCGCAAAGUUUCCGCCACAACACGCCGAACAUCGUCCCGUUUUGUUUUUUUCGCAUCACUGAAGGAGCGUCACACCUUGACAGAGUCGGACAAGUCAUGACGUUGAGCUCCGGAGGCCAGCUGCAGAUGUUUAGCUCAUGACUGGGAAGCCAUGAAGCAGCCAGGGAAGUGACCUCGGUGGACACUACAGCCUGGGGGUGCCACCAUGGCAUCCAAGGAGAGACUGUACGAGGUCUGGAUGCUCUACUGCACUAAGAAGGAUCCAGACUACUUGAAGUUAUGGCUGGAGAUUUUUAUCGGCUCUUAUGAGCGAUGCCUGGAUGUCGACUUCGAAAAGUCACCAUCAAGGCCAGAGGAGGUUCCCCCGGUGUUGACACUCCUCCCAGACAACAUCCUGCAGGUUUUGCGCCACCAGCUGCUGCAGUGCGUCCAGAAAGCCUCUGAUGGCCUGGAGCCUGAGCAGCAAAACCUGGCUCUGCUGCUGCUCAAGUUCCUUAUCAUCAUCUGCAGGAACCUAUCCAACGUGGAGGAGAUUGGCACUUGCUCUUACAUCAAUCACAUCAUCACCAUGACAACACUGUACAUUCAGCAGCUGAAGAGCAAAACCAAAGAGAAGGAGAUGGUGGACCAGAGCCAGGCUGAGGAGUUUGUCCGUCACGCGCUUGCUUUCUGCGAGAGCCUCUACGACCCGUACCGCAACUGGAGGCAUCGAACCUGCGGGGAGCAGUUGGGUACGGUAGAGAAGAGUAGACAGAAGUACAAGGCUGCUCCUCUCACGGUUGAGUUUGUUCCUUUCUUUUACCAGUGCUUCCAAGAGAGCGAGCACCUAAAGGAGAGCCUGAAAUGCUGUCUGCUGCACCUGUUUGGAGCCAUAGUAGCUGGUGAUCAGAGGAAUGCUCUGCUUGCCAUCUCCCCAGCCACCAUGGAGGUUCUGAUGCGGGUUCUGGCCGACUGUUCUAUGGGCAGCUGCUCUUCAGACGAGGGCGAGGACUGGGACAGCGAGGCCCCCGACCGUAAGGCCCUGCUGACUCUGGGCUGCCUGAGGGAGGUGGUGCAGCGCCUACUGGCCGCAAGCUCUGACCAGCGGCAAGUGGAGAUCGCCUCAGUGCUGGAAAACUACUUCAAGCUGCUCAACUCAGACCCGGCUGCUGUUGUGGCUGCUCGACAGCAACAGCAGUCCAAGGGCCAAAUGCCAACACUGGGCAGACACUGGGAGAGCCGAUUCGUGGCGCUGCAAGUAAACAUGCUAGACACUAUCAGGGACAUGUUCCUGUGUUCAGACAGGCCAGUUCUACAAGCCAUCUUCCUCAAUAGUAACUGUUUCGAGCAUCUGACACGACUGCUGCAGAACAGCAAGCUGGUUAACGCUAGGUGCACGGCGGCAGACAAGGACCAGAAAGAUAUAACCAACAACAGGUUACUGACAGGAGAGAGGGACACUCAGGUGUUUCAAGGGCGACUUGACUCCCUCGCUGUAGCAACCAUCAAAGCCCUGACAACAGUGAUGCACAAAUCACCAGCUGCAAAGGAGGUGUUCAAGGAGAGGAUUGGUUACAAUCACCUUUAUGAAGUUCUUACCUCACUCGGUCAGCCAUCGCGGCACCUUCUCAAAGAGCUGAUGAACAUGGCUGUGGAGGGUGAGCACACCUCAGUGGGGCUCCUGGGCAUCAGUAACGUGGAGCCCUUGUUGCUGCUGGUCCAGUGGCUCCCAGAGCUGGAUUCAUCAGAGCAGCAGCUUUUUACGGCCGACUGGCUCCGCCGCCUCAGCUGCCUCAACCGACAGACCCGUGCCACAUGCGUCAACGCUGCCAUGGUCAUGCGAGCACUGGCUGGCCUCGAACGCCACCAACGGUUACACCGAGCUUGUGCCGAGAGCCUGUUGGGGCUGCUGGGCUCACUGGGCUCUCAGUCCUUGAGUGCCAAGGAACUCCUGGGCUUCUUGCGCUUCCUCAGGCCAUCAGAGUCUACACAAGCACACCCACUUGUAGGUCCUGCCUUAAAGGCGCUUCUGACCAUGGUACGGAAGCAGGGCCUGGAAAGUGCCAUGCAGUACUUUGACCUGUCACCCAGCAUGGCCGGCAUUGUAGUCCCAACAGUGCACCGCUGGCCAGGCUCUGCCUUCAGCUUUCUAGCCUGGCUGUCACUUGAUCAGGACCAGUUGGGUCCACCUAGCAAGGACAAGAGGAAGCAACUCUACAGCUUUUUCACACCAGGAGGGACAGGGUUUGAGGCCUUCAUCAGCUCAGCGGGGACACUGGUCGUGGCUGUAUGCACGAAGAAGGAGUAUGUCACAGUAAUGCUGCCCGACUACUGCUUCUGUGACUCCCUCUGGCACAGCAUCGGUGUGGUCCAUGUACCAGGAAAGAGGCCAUUUGGACAGAGUCUCGUCUACAUUUAUGUGGAUGGACAGCAGAAACUGUCUGCCACCCUGAAGUUCCCCACCAUGACUGAGCCGUUCAUCUCCUGCUGCAUCGGCUCAGCAGGCCACCGGACCACCACUCCCCCUCCCUCCCAGAUCCCAGACCCUCCCUUCUCCUCUGCCACCACACCCACCACGCGCUCCUCGCUGGGCGGCAUCCUGUCACCGCAGACCUGGGGGGGCCUGCUUGGGGGGAAGUCUGAGUCUGUGACUAAGCUCAUCUCUGCAGGGACUCAGGACAGCGAGUGGGGAAGCCCUACAUCCUUGCAGGGCCAGCUGGGGAGUGUUAUGGUCUUCCAUGAACCCCUGCAGCCCAACCACAUAAAAGCCAUCUGCAGUGCUGGUCCAAACUGCAUCUCCCCAUUCAAAGCUCAAGAUUCAGAAGUUGGAGACCUUUACACCAAGUUACUGCUGCACUACUCACCAAAGGCAUGCAGGAACCCCAUCUGUCUUGAUCUGUCUCCAAACAUGCUACAUGGACGCCUGACUGGGAAUAAAGUCGUCAACUGGGAUAUCAAGGAUAUGAUCAACUGUGUGGGCGGCCUGACGGUGCUCUUUCCUAUCCUGGAGCAGCUGGCCCUGGUGACCCCUGAUCAACAGUCCAGUGAUCCAGCAGCUGGUUCAGAUUUUAUCACCCCUGAUGUGACCACGCCAGCUGACGGAGACUGGGUCAUUCUCCCAUCCAACAGAGCUUCAGAGGCACGACUGGAGAAGAAUCUGGUCGCCACCUUCUUGUUGGUACUAAAGCAUUUCCUGCAGAGACACCCAAUCAACCAGGAGAAUCUGCUCCACUCGCAUGGGGUCGCUACACUAGGAGCCCUGCUGCAGAAGCUGCCAGCAGGUCACGUGGAUGUCAGUGUUCUGGUUGCCGUGCAGCUUCUGAUUGAGCAGGUGACAUGUGAGAAGAACCAGGCUCUGCUCCAGCAGCUUCACACACAUCUGCUCUUCAACUUCAACAUCUGGAACAAAGGAGACUUUCCCUUGCGGAUAGGUCAUAUCCAGUACAUGUCCACCGUCAUCAAAGAUAACAGGAAGCAGUUCAGAAAAAAAUGCGGAGUUCAGUUCCUUUUCGACACUGUGCGCCUCUAUUACGGGAAGAACAGUAACAAGGAGAGCGACCUGAGCGACGAUGACAUUCGUACAAUCCGAGCGUCUCUCUGUGGCCUCGUCAAGUACUACAUCAGCAAGGGGAUGUCGCAGGACGAGAUGCACAGCAUUCUGGGAUACAUCGCUGCCAUCGGAGAUGAGGACCAGUUGUGUGGCCUGCUGGAGUUGUUACUCAGCCUCCUUCAGAGCAGUCUGGCCAGAGACCAGCUCUUCCUGCUGCUCUUUGAGCCAGGGGCGGCCGACUCCUGCUACGCUCUCCUGCUCAAUAACAAGCACUCAGACCGGCUCCGAGAGCUCGUUUUCAAGUUGUUUGAGCGCAUGUUGCGCUGCGACCGCGUCUAUGAGAAGAAUAAGCAGCGCUUGCGGUUGAGGGAGGUGGGCUACGCCGGCCUAUCUUUGCUGUUCUCCGAACUUCACAUCACUCCCACCCUGAUCCGCUGUCUCCUCAACCAGGUCCUCCACACAGAUCCUGUGGUAAACUACAAAGACCUGAUGGCUCUGGUCCAGCUCACCCACCGGGCCGGACCCAGUGUUCGCCUCAUUGUCUGCAAGAGGGUGUACCAGCUGCUACAAUCCCAACAGGAUGCUGCCGUCCAGAUCUCAAGGCAGCAGUGUUGGCAGGACACUCUGAUGCGACUCUUCCUGCGGGGUGAAGGGUCUCUGCCACUGCGGGGCGCAGACACUGUCAGCACCUGCAGCCUGGACCUGAACCGGCCCAGCGGCAGCGGUAGCAAUCGCCUGGAGUUGCCACUGGAGAGGAAGGCACGGACAGGCAGCGCUACCCGCCUGGACCGGCUGGAGGACGACCGACUCAGCAUAGGCGACACUCGCUCUGUGGACAGCCUGGAGAACGGAGAUGUCAUCUCACUGCUGGACACGCCAUCUUCCUCAGCCUCCACCGAGCCACAACUUCACGUCAAGCCCUGGGUCGUGGGGAAGUCAGGGGGCUUGACGUUAGAUCUGUCUCAUCUGCAGGCCUAUGAGGGCGGGGAGAGUGGCAGCCAGACGCCUGGCAGCAUGCCCAGCACACCAUCACCACUGGAGACCUCAAAGCCUUUCCCAGGGGUCUCCGGGGAUCGAGAUGCAAGUUCCUCCCUUACUGAAGACAGCUUUCUUUUUAGUGACAACAUCUCGCUCGGGGAGUCCUUUAACAGCACUGAGCGGGCUGAGGAGGAGCUGUGCACCAUGCUGCUGGAGAUCGUGCUGUGCGUGAUGUGGCGUGGCGUUGAGGGCUCAGAUGAUUCAGCAUGGCUGGAGCGCGGACAGGUCUUCUCAGCUCUUACCAAACUGGGAACAGCCAACGAGCUGCUGCUUCCUGUCGACCAAAUCAAACUCAGUCUCAUGGAACGUAUGUUGGAGUGGGCCGUAAGUGAUAACCGCGAGGCAUCAGCUGCCACGUUGCCUCAGCAUACAGAGAAUGCAGUUCGGUUGCUUCACAUGGUACAAGACUUCCUGCAGGCGGAGGGCCUGGUCAAUCCAUCUCUGUGGACGGAGAAGGUGCUGGAAGAGACCGUGACCCUGAUGGACAGCCUCAUGGUGUGGUACUCGGCUGGCACCCAGUGGUUCCAGCUCUCUCAGGUUGGACUAAGACUGCUACUGGGCUUCAUGGCUCAGGAGGAUCCAGAUGUGUGCGCCAUGGCCACCGCCAAGCUCAACGGCAUCCUGCAGACAAAGGAGGUGUCCAGCCAGGACGAGGCCUGUUACCUGCUAGGUAAGGUGGAAGGAAUCCUGCGGCGCUCCGUCAAGGAGCAAACGGAGGAGACAUAUUCCUUCCUGGUCCCCCUGCUGCGAACACUGCUCUCUAAAGUCCACCGCCUCCUCUACAUGGAGCUGCACCUCCCCCAGCUGCCUGACACCAAUGGCAGCCCCUCCUUCUUUGAGGACUUCCAGCUGUACUGCAACUCACCUGAGUGGCGCGUCUACCUCGACAAAUAUAUUAUCCCAUACAUGAAGCAGUAUGAAAUCGAAACAUUUAGCCAGGGUCAUGAGACCAUGGCUCUCUACUGGAAGGAGUGCUACGAGGCUUUUAUGGUCAGCCUGCAUAAGCGAGAGAGGGAGAGGGGUGAGAGCAAAAUCCGCUUCCAGGAGCAAUUUGUGGAGCCUUUCACGCGCCGAGGCCGCCAGGAGAACCUCCGCUACAACAGUAUGUUGAAGCAGCAGCACAGCCAGAACAGUGCCACCCUCAGGCAGUGGAAGGCAGCACGUCGGGGUCUUGUGUGUGAGAGAGGGCCCUGGGCUGACAGGCAGCAGGAUGAGAUGCACUGGAGGGUUUCCAGUGCUGAGAACUUCUCACGCAUGAGACUGAAGCUGGUCCGUAACUACAAUUUUGACCCACACCGAGAGGCCAGCGCUCUGAGAGACAACCUAGGUGUCCAUCAGCAGCGUGUAAACCCUGAGUCUCUGCUGCUGGAGGCUGUGAAGCAGGUUAAAGUCAGCGAUCUGGAAGAUGACAUCCUGGAGCUGCCGGAGGACGACCCUGCUGCUGCCAACAACCAAGCUGAAGCAGAGGAGGCAGGCCAGAAGGAGAAGCUGGUGCUGUGGGAGGACUGCGAGCUGGUGACUGUGGUGGAUGUGGUGCCCGGGCGCCUGGAGCUCACCACCCAGCAUAUCUACUUCUAUGAUAGCAGUCAGGAGAAAGAAGAAGGAGUGGGCCAUGACUUCAAAUGGCCCCUGUCUCAGAUCCGAGAGGUCCACCUGCGACGUUACAACCUGCGGCGUUCGGCUCUGGAGAUCUUCCUCAUCGACCAGACCAAUUACUUCCUCAACUUCAAGAAGGAGGCGAGGAACAAGGUCUACAGCCGCAUGUUGUUGCUGCGAUCACUCAGCCUUUAUGGGACCAGAUCACCACAGGAGCUCCUCAAAGCCUCGGGACUCACACAGAAAUGGGUGAACCGAGAGAUCUCCAACUUUGACUACUUGAUGCAGUUGAACACGAUUGCAGGCAGAACGUACAACAAUCUGGCUCAGUAUCCAGUGUUUCCCUGGAUUUUAGCUGACUACACUUCAGAGGAGCUGGACCUGUCUGAUCCUCGAGUGUUCAGGGACCUUUCAAAGCCAGUGGCUGUUCUUAAUGACCGAAACGCCAAGGCCGUUAGAGAGAAGUAUGAAAGUUUCGAGGACCCGACAGGCACCAUCGACAGGUUCCAUUAUGGCACCCACUACUCAAACGCUGCCGGAGUGAUGCACUACCUGAUCAGAGUGGAGCCCUUCACCUCACUGCACAUCCAGCUGCAGAGUGGACGGUUUGACUGUGCCGACCGCCAGUUCCACUCAAUACCUGCGACAUGGCAGACGCUCAUGGACAACCCCAACGACGUCAAAGAGCUAAUCCCGGAGUUCUUCUACUUCCCAGAGUUCCUUGAGAACCAAAAUGGCUUUGAUCUGGGUCGCCUGCAGCUCUCUAAGGAAAGGGUAAACGAUGUUAUUCUGCCCAAAUGGGCCAAGUCCCCUGAGGACUUCAUUUACAAGCACCGUAAAGCCCUGGAGUCGGAGUACGUAUCCGCUCAUCUCCAUGAGUGGAUCGAUCUGAUCUUUGGUUACAAGCAGAGGGGUCCUGCAGCUGUGGAGGCCCUGAACGUCUUCUACUACUGCACAUAUGAGGGAGCGGUGGAUCUGGACGCCAUUACUGAUGAAAAGGAGCGUAAAGCCCUGGAAGGCAUGAUCAGCAACUUUGGACAGACUCCCUGCCAGUUACUUAAGGAGCCGCAUCCAGUGCGACUGUCUCAGGAGGAAGUGGAGAAGAGGAAGGCUCAGCUCGACUCGUGUCCACUCAGCAUGUUUGAACACCUCAGCGACCUCAAGUCCUUCUUUGUCGAGGGUAUCAGUGACAAAGUGCCGCUGGUCAAAGCUGUGGUGCCAAAGAAUCAGUCCCAUUCUUUCAUCACCCAGGGGAGCCCCGACACUAUGGUGACGGUGAGUCAAAACUGCCUGGUUGGGACCCACGGGUGGCUGCCUUACAACAAGAACAUCUCCAACUACUUCACCUUUAUUAAGGACCCCACAGUGUCCAACAGCAAGACCCAGCGUUUCCUGUCUGGACCCUUUGCCCCCGGCGUGGAGGUCACAGCUGGAUUAUUUGUGGUCUCCCACGAUGGCAAGUUGCUCUUCAGCGGUGGCCACUGGGACAGCAGCCUCCGGGUCACCUCCCUGGUUAAGGGCAAGACUGUGGGACAGCACAUCCGACACAUGGACAUUGUAACCUGCUUGUCAACGGACCACUGCGGCAUCCACCUCAUCUCCGGCUCCAGAGACACAACCUGCAUGGUGUGGCAGGUUCUGCAGCAGGGUGGAGCUCCUGUGGGUCUCUAUCCCAAACCAGUUCAGGUGUUGUAUGGACACACGGACGAGGUGGUCAGUGUCAGCAUCAGUACGGAGCUGGACAUGGCUGUGUCUGGAUCAAGGGAUGGGACGGUGAUCAUCCACACGGUGCGUCGGGGUCAGUACAUGCGUUGCUUGCGGCCGCCAUGUGACAGUUCCCUGCCUCUCUCCAUCCUCCACCUGGCCGUGUCCUGGGAGGGUCACCUGCUGGUGCACACCUGCCUGGAGGGCAAAGCAACACUCAAGGAUAAAAACGCUCUACAUCUGUACUCAGUAAAUGGGAAGCACCUUUGCAGUGAACCUCUGAUGGAGCAGGUGACUGAUAUGUGUGUGUCGGGAGAGUAUGUAGUCAUCGGCAGUGAGCAGGGAUACCUGUCCAUCCGUGACCUCUACAGUCUGUCUCUUUGCACAGAGCCCAUGGCCAUGAGGGUGCCAGUGCGUUGCGUCUCGGUCACCAAGGAGCAGAGCCACGUCCUGGUGGGCCUGGAGGACGGCAAGCUGAUCAUCGUGGGCGUGGGCAAACCUCCGGAGAUGCGUUCGGGCCAGAUCACACGGAAGCUGUGGGGCUCCAGCAAGAAACUGACCCAGAUCUCCUCGGGGGAGACGGUGUACAACAUCUAGCGUGACCAUCCUCACCAUCCACCCUUACCCUUCAAGCCCUGAACCCCUCCUUCCCUUCCUCCACACACAUCCACCCACAUUCCUGUCACCCAGUUUGCCUCCAUACAUACCGUCUGAGGAGCUCUCCUCAGCAUCUUUCCAAAGUUUAACAGGAGGUGGGCAGCUGUGUUUGUUGUGCUAAAAACAUUUAGCGUCACAAAGUCUGCUUAUCCAUGUGUCCAUGUUUUUGCUGUGUGUGUGUGUUGCUGCUUUGGAUUGACUGCAUGGCGCCGGCGCUGUGGUUCAAAUCCAGACGCAGCACCACCCUCACCAGCACUACCCACCGCUCCAAAACAUCCUAAUCUCUCAGCCAGUCAUCAACAUUUUCACAUGAUGCUACAUGGUUAUGCUAAGAGGCACUGUGUACUCUCUGACCUGCUCAGCUUCGGUUUAACAGGAUCAGUCAGCUUACUGCUCUCACGUUUGUAUGUUUUUAUGUAUGAAUGUGUGUGUGUGCAUGUGCAGUAUAUUGCCAUGCGUUAUCUCAAAAUAUAGUUUCAAGUGGCCUUUUCGCCUCCUCUUAGUUUGCCUUCGAUGCAGACAGGCGGGCCUGUGCUCUGCAGGCGGAGACUCCUCAUGGUUGCCUCAAAGCUGCCACACAGCAGCCUUAUGCAGUAAGACAGCUCCAUCACUCACAAGACCAAACUCUCUGCCUUUUCCUGUGUGUUUUUAUAUAUGUGUGUGUGUGUGUGUACGGGUGUGUGUCAUUUGUUUUGUAUUGUGGAUUUCUUUGUUGUUGUCUGUUUUUUUAUGCAUGUGCCCAGCAAUGUGGCAUCUGUUUGUACGCAUGGCAUUUUUGGUCCAGUUUGAGAUUAGGUAGCGAAGUGAUGGAGGAGUUGGGUUUUUUUUUUAUUUUUAUUAUGCUUGACUUGUUUUGUUUUAGAAACAUCUGACACACAACAGAAGAUAGCAUCUGUAGGGUCUGUCUUUAAUGUUAGCAUAUCAUUUAAGAAGUAGUUUUAUACAAAAGAAAUUACACUACAGGCAAGGAAACACUACACUCUGAAACGCAAGACGCUUCCAUGUGAAGAUUUAUCACAGCAGUAGAGAGAAAAAACGCUCAAUGCUUCAUCGAAUGUUUUUAUGUUACUUGAAUCCAUGUUUAUUUAUAAGUCAAAGUAGCAGUUUUUUUAAAAUCACACUUUCAUGGCAUACUUUAAACUCUUCUGACUGUUUGGACACCUGUAAAAGAAGGAGAAAGGAGAAAUCCUCAAGGGCUUUAUGAGAUGUCAGUGUUAGCAGCAAUACAGCUCCUUCAUCGGGUGGCUGUCGAUGCUUCCUUCCUGUUUUUAUUUUUUUUGUCUCGUAUCCUGUCUUCCUUUAGCUUAACUGGGACAGUAAAUGCACCCUAAGAUCCCCGCCCUCAACUUGCCUUUAGCUGUCAUCAUUGCAUCAAACUAUCAUCCUUUGUUGUUUUUACAUCUCAUCCUCCUUCCCGCUCAUUGUGAAGUGACUGAUUUCAGAGGAAUUUUUCCUUUUAUCGAGAAGGUCCGCAUGCCUUGUGUAGGUCGCUCGAAAGACAUGUUGUUCGCUUGUGUGAAUGUGAUCGUCAGAAUCACAAAAAAAGCCACAGUAUGAAGCUCCUGUGGAUUAGACUGUGUGGUUUAUAUUUUUGCACCAUACCUGUGUGUGUGUGUGUGUGUGUGUGUGUGUGUGUGUGAGAUUGAAUCUGUGUGUGUGCAUGAUCGAAUUUGUGUUUGGAUGAUUGAAUUUGUGCGUGUGUGAGAAUAUUUUUUAUAGCCAAAUUCUUGAUUUGAUCAUAUAUGUUGAUACUGUUUCUGUGAACCAUGGCAGCCCUCAGUCAUGUUUUAGGCAUCGGACAUGGGGUUGCUCUAGUGGUUCCCCUUUUUUGUGUUUGGUUUGUAUUUAAAUGUCACAGUGAGGUGGAGUGCAAAGACCAAUCUGUGUCCUUCCAAGAGAUUUCUGUGAAAGGUGCAUAAAAUGUUUUUCAAUGCAGUUUUUUUUUUUUUUGGGACAUUUGUUCAUCCACAUUUUGUCAUUCAGACAAAAGACCACUGUUUGAGUUAUUCCACGACUGCAACAAAAUGGAGUGCCUUUAUCCCCCAGUGUGGUGUUGACAUAGAGCUAGGUUAAAGAUAAUCGUCCCCGACCUUACCGUAACUCUAAUAAAAGCAGCAUUCCAGAUGUUAAAACCUCCACAGGUUCAACAGGAACCAAGAAUAUACUGUAGGACUUCAAAAUCAAAAAAACGUACUAUUUUGUGUCUUAGCAACAUUCUCUGUGACUGUCACCAAAUGGAUGUGUGUAUAUCUGUGAUUAUUUAUGAAUACAGUAUAUAAUGUACAGCAUGAUUUUUAUUUCAGUGUAUUUGAAAUGUACUUUUGCACUUUCCAGGUACUAAAUUGUAACAAAUUGUUUUAACUUGGCUCCCUAAUCUGUACAAACUGCUUUGUAUACACAAGUGGAAAAUGAUCAUUAAAGUCUUGUCUAAAUUUAA